CUGUGGCUGGGGGCGUACACCGCCUCCACGUAUCAUUACCGCAGCGGCAGAUGUAGUGGUGGGGUGAUCAUGUGACGCGUGCAUUUCCGACACAACAAUACAACACCGUAUCGUUACAAUCCACGGCCCCACUCCCCACGCCUUUGCUCUCGGUAUGGCGGACGGCGAGAGGUCUCCGCUACUGUCAGACCUAGGAGAUGGCGCGCUCGGCAGCGGGAACGGCGGGGUGUCUCCCGGAGCGGCACCCUACGGUGCGCCCAACAAACCACAAAGCUUCCCGCCGUUCCCCAGUCCAUCCCAGCCCUCCGUGCUCCUAGGGGAGGACCCCCCACCCUACUCCCCGCUCACCUCGCCGGAGAGCGGCAGCGCGCCCGUCAUCAGCUGCCGCGUGUGCCAGAGCCUGAUCUCGGUGGAGGGCAAGAUCCACCAGCAUGUGGUGAAGUGCGGCGUGUGCAACGAGGCCACGCCUAUCAAGAACGCCCCGGCUGGGAAGAAGUAUGUGCGCUGCCCCUGCAACUGCCUCCUCAUCUGCAAAGUCACCUCGCAGCGGAUCGCCUGUCCCCGGCCGUACUGGUUUGUGUUUGUGCGUCUGUUUCCCCCCCCCUUCCACACACACAGCUCCUCUAUUGGUCAGAGGUACCCCCGGAGGCGGAGCUUGUGGUGUUUUCUUUUAUGCUUGCUGUUCUCCAUUGCGAGCGCUGGGCUGAUGGCGGGCACGUGGGUGAAGGCGCAGACCUACCCGGGUAUCUACGCGUCCUGGGUGGCGGUGCUGCUGCUGGCGCUGCUCACGCUGGGCCGGGCAUUCUACUGGGCCUGCAUGAGGGUCAGCCAGCCCCUCCAGAACUACACAUAGGACCGCCUCUCCCCCCCCCACGCCCACCAGCCCAGCCCCGCUCCCCCCUUCCUGUCCCGCCUCCGUAGCCCCGCCCCCAAGGAGGAGGAGGAGGAGCCAGCCGGCGGCGACAGAACCGGAAGGAGGACAGACAGCUUUAAAGAAAGAAAACGAAAAAAAACAAAACCUAUAAAGUCAUAUUUAGUUAAAUCCCGAAUCGUAGAUGAUCUCACCCUUCCUCUAAUAAUUUUUUUUUUUUUUUUUGCGUUUGUGAUUAUUAUUUUUUCAUGCAUUUCUGGAAAGACAAAAGGGCGAGGGAAAGGUGAGCGUCUGAGGGGGACCCCGGCUGCUAUGAGUGGGAGUUUACCCACGGUGAGUCUAGACGUGCGUUCAGAAUAUUGUGCCAGUUGUAGGCUUUUAUUUAUUUAAACAUUUUAAACUCCUUCGGCUGGCUCUCCUCUCCGAGUCUUUCAGUCCAGGGCUAGUCCGGAGUCCAAUCGAACAGCCCGUGAGCUCUGUUAUACAGUCUUAAGAAACGACAUGGCCGACAAUUAUUACUUCGAAUUCCCCAUCACCGUUUCAAUGUUUGGACAUUUUUUCACCGGGCUAUUUGUCGGAUUGCUUUGCGUGGGACGUAAUAACCGAACUCUGAACAUCGAAAUGACUCAAGCGAAAUUUGUGCCAGUAACAAAAAAAGAACCCUGAAAGGAUUAAAAAAAAGAAAAAAAAAAAAGCUUGGGAUAGGUGUUUACUUCUCAGUUUCAAACAAACAUCUGAGGAGAACGUUGCAGGGUGAGGGAGGGCGGGGAGGAGAAAGGUCUAUGCUAGAAGAAAUGGCAAGGUUUCCAGCUAUGCUGUGAUGUUUUCCAGUCGGAUUAGGCCCUGGGGACCCACUUUGUUCUAAAGAAGCUUUAAAGCCUAAACAAGGGGAACACGGUUGUGAGAAGGAUGUGAAGGAACGGUGUCAUGCAUUCGCAUAGAGGAAACGCAUUAACACGGGAAACGAGGCAAACCACGAAUGCACACGAGUACGUCUUGGCACUCACCUGUACGUUUGUUAUUUGGGGGACAUGGGGGGGGAAACGUAGCAUUCCCAGCCGUUAAGGGCAUCUAAAAGGUUAGCUGGGUCUGCUGGUUGUGUCUGUCCCUGCAAAUCCAAAUUAGUAGAACAAGUCGCAUGAUGCGCGGUUGGAGAUGUAACAUCGCCGACAUGCCCAGAGAAAGGGUUGGGGACUCACAGUGGUGCCUCCGCCGUGAAAUUACGUUGAAGCUUCCUGGUUGAAUAGUCCUUUCGAUGCGGAUUACAGAGUCCCCAAAUGCUAAAUUUACCGGGACGGCACCAUUUCUAGUCAAACAUAUUUUGUUGCACUGUCUGAGCAAAUGAAUGCCAAGUGAUGCCACAUGCUGGGGGGGUUCUUCAGCGAGUGUCAUGACUUGUUGCUAAGUUGAGCCCUCCCGUUGCAAUAACUUGUUUUGACCAGAGGUGGUGCUGUUCUGUUGGUAUUUGGUGCUGUGUUGGCUUGCAUUUUAAGUUGCAUUAAUUUGGACAUUUCCGUCCAAAUAUGAUAUAUUGAAUUGCCGGCCUGUCAAAACAUCCCGUAACAAUGUGCUCACCUGAUCCAACUCUGUUAGCAGCUUGUCUGUCUUUCAGAAUGUGCUAGGUUUAAUUUGUAUUUUUUUUUCCAAGGUGUUUAUUUUUGUCUUAAUUGUAUAUAUAUUUGUCGUCGAUGUGAAGUACGUGACUAAGCUAAUUGAGUUGCACUACUGUGCUUUUAACACUAUUCCUGUGACUGUUGGAAGAAAUGUUCUUAUUUAUUGUUUUAAAAGAGGGUUAUUUUUGCAACGCUUCUCUUGUUACAUAUUUAAUAAUUUGAUGACCUACUAACCUAUUAAGCCUCUGGACAACACUAUUCUAUGUCCAAAUCUGAGAGACACACACACACGCACACACACGGUCUAGUCCUAGUUACAUGCAACACAGUGCUGAAUAAUGGCCCACUAACACAUUAUAAUAUACUGGCAUCCAGCACCUUACAGUGAAAACACUGCAUCUACUGAGACAAGUGGGUUGAAUGAAGGUAACGGAGGGAGCCGGACAAUAAAGGCCUUGUUAUUCAUGAAAAUCACGGCCAGGCGAGACGAUUUCAACAAAAUCUCAAGUCCUUAAAUCAUAAUCGAUUUAAAGAAAAAGAAAUCAGCAAAUUUGUUUUCCCUGAUGGCUUUAAUUUAACAGAUGUACCUGUUCAAUCAGCCCUGAGCCUUUAUUCUUUUCCUGAGAUGUCUUGAGCAAGAAAGGUAAUACAUUCAAUUGGGAGAGCCACUCAAAGGAGUGCGAUUGUUCAGGGAAAUCUAAGCAUUUCGUUUCUCCUGAAUAUUCCGCGACUGAAUAGCUGGGGGGGGGGGAAAAAAGUAAUUGUUGAAAUAUUUCCUUCAUCUCAGCAUCAUGUUCUAAUUUUGUGACUAAAUAUUCAUGUUCACAAAUUACCCAGAACCUGGCUGAUACUCCUCAAGAUAUUGUUUACACACAAAUAAAGACAUAUUGUAUGACAA
Gadus macrocephalus (Pacific cod) is the source of this 3382-nucleotide messenger RNA. It is a transcript of the gene pip4p1a, whose product is annotated as phosphatidylinositol-4,5-bisphosphate 4-phosphatase 1a. Gene Ontology annotation, cellular component: phagocytic vesicle membrane; lysosomal membrane; late endosome membrane. The record is from RefSeq and is a predicted model, not a curated record. Bases 155 to 853 code for a protein of 232 amino acids. NCBI's taxonomy places the organism in Eukaryota, Metazoa, Chordata, Actinopteri, Gadiformes, Gadidae. The transcript is spliced from 5 exons. Gene Ontology annotation, biological process: phosphatidylinositol dephosphorylation. Gene Ontology annotation, molecular function: phosphatidylinositol-4,5-bisphosphate 4-phosphatase activity.